AUGCAGGCGUAUCGCGAUAACUUCAAGCAAACGCCCUGCCCAUCGGCCGUCGACCUUCAGGCGGCUGGAACACCCCACCCACCGGGCACCGCCUCCCGGCUGCCCUUCUCGCGCACCCAGCGUGGGCGUGACCCCUCGGCCAGUGCCGCCUCCGUUGCGGGCGGCCUAACGCCCAGGAUGAUGAGUCCGGGUCCGCCGGGCGCCGGAGGAGGAGGAGGAGUGAGCGGUGGCGGGGGAGAUCCCUCGGCCCUGUUGCGGCAGAACCAGGAGCUGCGCCAACGGCUGGCCGACGAGUCGCAUAGCUAUCGACGCCGCCUGGACACCUACAAGCAGGCGCAGCACAACCAGGCCAACCUCGUCAGCCGGCUGCAGUCGAAGAUCCAGCAGUAUCGCCAGCGUUGUAGCGACCUGGAGGAUCGCAUGCACGAGACCAUUAAGCCGACGGCGGGAGCAGGACCCAAGUUGACCACGGGUCCGACCAACCAAGUGCUGUGCUCAACUUCUUUAACUCUGGGGCAGAGCAGCUUGCCCUGCAGCUCCUCGCUGGACUCGCCGCCACCCAGCUGCAGUCGCGACUACGUCGACGAUGUCCUGGUCACCGGCGGAGGCGGCGGAGCGGCGGAACUGUGCCGCAAACUGGAGGAGGAGCACCAGCGCUGCGAGCAGAUCCUCGCCCAGAACAGCGCACUGCGUCAGCAGCUGGAGGAGUCGAAUCGCACCAACGAGGCGCUGACCAACGAUCUGCAGAAGCUGACCAACGACUGGGCGGGUCUGCGGGAUGAGCUGCUGAUCAAGGAGGAUGAGUUCAAGGAGGAGGAGCAGGCCUUCAAGGACUACUACAACAGCGAGCACAAUCGCCUGCUGAAGAUGUGGCGCGAAGUGGUGGCCGUGAAGAGAUCCUUCAAGGAGAUGCAGACGGCCAUGAAGGCGGAGGUGGCCAAGAUGGGUCAGGAGAUCAAUUGCGUGGGCAAGGACAUCAGUGGCUCCAAUGCCACGGUCGCCUUUGCCGUCCAGCAGGCCAAGCGGGCGGCGGAUGAGGAACUGAAGCAAUCGCAGCGCAGCAACGAUGAGCUCCAGAAUCAAUUGGCCACGCUGAAGGUGCAGUACGAGAGUGCUCGGCACGAGAUCAUGGAGCGGGAUCAGCGACUACUGGAGCUAAUGAAUCAGCUGAAGAAGCUGGAGGAUCGCUGCGCCCAAGCGGAAUCCCAAGCAGCGCUGGCCAGUCGCUAUAGCGACGAGAUCGAGCGACUGAACAAUUCCAUGCGCGAAAUUGCGCAGGCUGUCGUUCAAGAUGCUGAGAACGCGGAUCGCGAGGCGGACGCCGAGGUCACCGGCGGUGUCAUGCAGCACAUGCACCUGACGCGUGACGCCGCCUCCGUGGCGGGCGGAGCAGGUGGAGCGGGCAGCACCGCCGGCGGUGGUGGCGGGAAAUCACCGCGUCGCAACUCGACACGCGCCUCUCAAGCCUUCGCCGAGGGCACCAUCUCAGCCGUCCAGGCGGCGCUCCACAAAUACCAGCUGGCCCUGCACGACAUGCAGGUGAAAUUCCAGAACACCAGUGAAACCCUGCGCACCACCAAGUCGCAGCUGGAGACCAGCGAGGGUACCAAGCAGCUGCUGACCACCAAGAUGCAGCAGCUCACCGAGAAGUUGGACAGCAGCAACUCCAAGCUAUCGGAACUGCUGCAGGAAAGGGAGAGUCUGCAGCGCGGACUGGACGACAUCCGCGUUCAGAAGCAGCAAUCCGAGAUGGGACGAGCCGAUAUCAAUAGUGCAUUCGAGAACCUGAGCGGUGAUUAUGAGAAGAUGCAGCUGAACUGUGGUAAGCUCCAGAAGCGCAUCGAUUCCAUGGAGGAGGACAAAAAGGCAGUGGAGCUGGAGAUCCAACGUAUUCUGAAGGACAAGAACAUAACCGAGUUGAAUUUGAGGUCCGAGGAAGAUCGCAGCAGUCGUUUGCGGGAGGAGACCAUAUCCUUGCGCGAGGAGCUCAACCGCGUGAGCCUGAACCGUGAUCUCCUCGAGCAGCAGCGCAUCGAGUCGGACAAUCUGAUCAAUCUGCUGGAGAAACAAAAGUCCGAUCUGGAGUACGAUCUGGACAAGCUGUUGCUGGAGAAGUGCGAUCUGCAGGAGAAGCACGAGAAGCUAUCCAACAACAGUUGCUCCACCAGUGAUGAGCUGAAGAGCGUUCAGAAUUGCCUCCAGGAGGCGCAGGAGGAGCGCAAGAAGCUUCGCAUUCAGUCCGUCGAUCAGUGCAAUGAAAUUGGAGAACUAAAGAAGGAGCUGGCCAUACUGGACAAGGCACGACUCGAACUGGAGACGGACAAUCUGUCGGCUGGCGAAAAGCUCAAGUGUCUGCAGCUGGAGAAGGAGAAAAUCCUGCAGGACUUGGCCUGCGUCACCCGCGAUCGUGGUGACAUCCACAACCAGCUCACGGCGAUGUGUCGCAAGAAGGAGGCUCUGAACGAGGAACUUAUGCGGACACGCCAGCGUCUGGAGCAAACCACCGAAACCAACAGCCGUCUGAAUAGAAAUCUGGAGGAGAUGGUGAAGGAUGUGGAGGAGAAGCAGGUGGUCAUCGAUCUGCACGAGAAAGACACUCAUCGCUUGAACGAACUCCUGGCCGCCCUGCGUUCGGAGAAGGAGUCCUUGGAGUCGGUGCUCUUCGAUACCAACACCUCACUGGAGGCCACCGAGGAGCGACGCAGUCAGCUGGAGCGGGAUCUGCAGGAGGCUCUGGUGCGCGAGGAGAGCCUCAAGAAUCACGUGGCUCGCUUGCAGAAGGAGCUGGAGCAGUGCCAGCGCAAGGCCCAGGAGACCAAGACGCAGUUGCUCAACGCUGCCCGUGCGGCGGAGAGUGACUUCAACCAGAAAAUCGCCAAUAUGCAGGCUUGUGCCGAGGAGGCGGCCAAGCGACAUGGCGAGGAGAUCCUACAGUUGCGGAAUGCCCUGGAGAAGAGGAUGCAACAGGCCCUGCAGGCGCUGCAAACGGCCAAGGAUGAUGAGAUCGAGAAGUUGCAGGAGCGGCUGGCCACCUUGCAGGCCCAUCUCGAGAGCCUCGUUCAGCAGCACGAGGAGGCACUCAUCCGGGCAGAGAGCGAGAAGCAGCAAGCCCUGCUGAUUGCCCAUCGGGAUAAGCAAGCGGUGGCCGAGCGCUUGGAGGCGGUAUCCCGGGAUCUAAAGACCGAGCAGGAGUCUCUCGAUCGGAGCAGACGGGAGGCCAAUGCGCGGGAUGAGAAGCAGAGGGCGGCCAUUGCCCAGCUGAAGGACGAGAUGGUGCAGAUGCGCACCAAGGAGGAGGAGCACAAAAUUAAGUUGGAGGAGUGCAUCCGCAAGCAGGAGCUGCAGUUGAGUAGCCUGCGGGAAGAGCGCGAAUCUUUGUGCCGUGUGAGUGAGGAGCUAAAGAUGGAGAUUCGGCUGAAGGAGGACAAAAUGGAGGGCACCAACAACGAGCUGCAGGAUGCACUGCGCAAGUCCAAAGAGGGUGAGGGCUUCAUCGAUAGCUUGCGCAAGGAGCUGACCGACUGUCGCCGGCAACUGGCGGACAGCAACAUCGAGCGGGACAAGUAUUCCGGCAGCAACAAGGAGCUGCGCGACCACGUGAAGCGCGUGGAGAGCGCCAAGCGGGAGCAGGCACGCGCCAUCGAGGAGGCUCUGCAGAAGAUCAGCAAUCUGGAGGACACCAAGAACUCGUUGGAGAACGAACGCACGCGAUUGAGCACCAUACUGAAGGAGACGGAGAAUCACUUCACAAAGACCACCCAGGAUCUGAAUGCUACCAAGGCGCAGCUGCAGAAGGCUCAAGUGGAGUUUGCCCAGAAGGACGAGGGUGGCAAGGAGUUGCAGUGCAAGCUGGUCGCCGAGGUGGAGUUGAAAGAGCGGGCACAGCAGGAGCUCUGCCAGAUUAAGAAGCAGUUAUCGGACCUCGAGGCCAAUCUGUGUGCCACCCGUCAGGAAUUGGGCAGGGCUCGGUGUCAGAACAACCAGGAGGAGCAUCGCUUCCAUGCCAGGGAGCAGGAGCUGGCCCAGCGCUUGGAGGAGGGUCGUGGUAGGGAGAAGCGCCUGGAGGAUCAGAAGCACAACCUGGAGGUCUGCCUGGCCGAUGCCACCCAGCAGAUUCAGGAGUUGAAGGCCCGUUUGGGCGGCGCCGAAGGUCGCAUCCGCGCUUUGGAUGAGCAGUUGUCCUGCGUGGAGCUACACAAGCGGGACACCGAACAGAAGCUAUCCUCGGUGGUUCACACUCUGCGCAGGAUUGCUGGCAUCCAAGUGGACGGCAGUGUGAAUCUCUCACAUCGUUUGCUGAGUCCCUCGCGAAGAUUCAGUCCGUCUCGCAGUUGCGGAGACUAUGACAACAGGAGCACUUCACAAUGUCCGGAUGGACCAAUCGAUGUGGACCCGGAUCUGGUGAGGAAGGGUGUCCGCAACCUGAUGCACCAGGUGGCUCAGUUGGAGCGCGAGAAGGAUGACUACAAAUCCCAACUGGGAGCAGCAAAGAAGCAGCUCCAAGAUGCUGCUGAACAGCAGCUGCGAUGCGACGCCAAGCUGGGCAAACUGCAGGCAAUGCUAAGGAAUCUCCAGGAGGAGAAGAGCAAUCUGGAAACGGACCGCAAGAUGAAGAUCUCCGCCAUCCAGGCGCUGGAGGAGAAGCUCAAGCACCGCAACGAUGAGUGUCAGAUGCUAAGGGAACGUUUGGCCCAAACCGAGAUGCAACUGGCUGCCACAUCCGAGGAGAAUGGCCAGAACGAGGAACGCCUGGAGAAGAGCCGACAGCAGUGCUCCAAACUGGACAACGAGAAGCGCCAGCUGCAGGAGGAACUGGCCAAGGUGGAGGGCCGGGCCAGCAAACUCGAUCUGCAGCGGGUUGCCAUGGAGGGCGACCUUACCAGGCUGCAGAUGGCUCUGCAGGAGAAGGACUGCAGCAUUCGUCAAAUGGCCGAGCGUCUGGAGAACCAAAACCGUGCCCUGACCCAACUGGAGGAUCGCUGUACCGCCCUUAAGACCACCGUAGAUCAGUUGAAGGAGCGCCUCCAGAAGUCCGCUGUGAGUGAAACCCAGCUGCGGGGCGAGCUCAAGACGCUCCAGAAGGAGCUUUCCGAGCAGGGUCACUGUUCCCAGGCCAACGAGGAUAAGCUGAAGCUGGUGCAAAAGUCGCUGCAGACCGCCGAGAACGAGAAGCGCAUCCUCACCGAACGCCUGGACAGCGCACAGACCAAUCUCAACGAGCUGCGACGUAGCCAACAGGCCCAGCUGGAUGGUAAUCAGCGGCUGCAAGAACAAGUCACCGAUCUGGAGGUUCAGCGCUCGGCCUUGGAGUCCCAGCUUCGGAUUGCCAAGUGGAACCAGGAGAGUGGCGGUGACAAGGGUCUGACAAACGGCAACGGGGGCGGCAAUGGCGAGGAGGAGCUCAGCAGGCAGCUGAAGUCCUCGCAGCGGGAGAAGUCGGAGCUACGCAGCAAGCUGCAGACCCUGCAGGACAAAGUCAAACAGUUGGAGUGCGACCGCAAGAGCAAGUUUUCUGGCGGAAACGCCUACGAUCGGGCUGAGAAGUCCAACUCCUAUUACGGUGGCGCUGCUGAGUCCGGCGAGUUCGACUCCAAUCGCUACGAUGUGGGUGGCGGCAAUGCCGGCACUGCUGGUGGAGGCUCUUUCAACUGUGGACUGGAUCACAGUGUAAUCGAGCAGGAGACGCGCGAUCUGCGCCUCAAGGUGCGCCGCCUGGAGACGCUGCUGGCGGAGAAGGAGUCGGAGCUGGCGCGCUGCAAGGCGCGCAUGAACGACAGCGCCAAGUGCCAUGAUGGCUUGGAUGGGGAUCGCUAUCGCAGUGCGCAGAUGCACGCAGAGAAGCUGCUUGACGCCAGGGAGCAGUCGCAUCGGCAACAAGUGCUGCGCCUGGAGAACCAGAUCUCUAUGCUGCGCGAGCAGUUGGCUCAGGAGGCCAAACGGCGGCAGCAGUACAUUCUACGCAGCUCAAAGGCCAAUAGGGAAAUGCAGCAUUUGAGGAGCACCCUAGGAGAUUCCCUGCGCAAUGUCUCCCAGCACCCGGUGGAUCCCCAUCUUCUGGAGAGCGAGAGUCGGCGUCUCGAUUCGGCUGUUUCCAUGAGCCUGCCGCCGUCGACCUGCCGGGACUAUGAUCGCGAUUAGAGUGAUGUGAAGUUAAGAUUUGGUUAAAUUUGAUCCCGCCAAGAAGACGUAACGCUCACUGCCAUUUGCAUUUAUUUAGAAAAAGGCUUCCUGGACUCCUCCAGACGCAACUGAGUUAAUCAUCACGUGCAUUUCAACUCGUUUGCCUUAGUACAAUUCUAGCUGUUCAUUGUCUGCCCUGUUAGACAAUCGAAUAUAGUGCGUUCCAUCCAGUCGCAGCGAUAAUGACAUCC
Molecule: messenger RNA, 6371 nt
Organism: Drosophila teissieri
Lineage: Eukaryota; Metazoa; Arthropoda; Insecta; Diptera; Drosophilidae
Gene: Root
Product: rootletin
Exons: 9
Coding region: 1-6138 (2045 amino acids)
Source: RefSeq, a predicted model, not a curated record